CGCAGAAAAAGUUAAUGUGAACCCCGCAGAUCCACUACAAAUAAUACUAAUUCUAGCGAAACACAACGGACCUGGCGACGUAAUCACCUGUCCAAACUCAUCCACCCCAGCAUCAAAUGCCAUCGAUAUCUUGUCAAUGAUUUUUUGAUCACCACGGCAGUAUCAAUUUAGUCAAUACCGUAUGCCCACUCUCAAAAACAAUCCAGCCGUUCUAAAAAAAAUCUAGGUCGAUAGACAUGGCGUCCACUCCAGGCGUCGCCACCCCUCUGGUGGAUGAGGACAAGAGCCUGGCUUCCGAGAUCUCCGGGCUGGAAGAGAGCCUGGCCAGCAUCGCCACCGCCCACGAAAAGUACCACGAGUCGCUGGCUGCGGCAACCGACCGUCUCGACACGGUCAUCGAGGAGCAUGUGUCUAGUGUACUGCCGCCUCUGCGCGAGCUCAUCGCCGCUGCCCGGUACUUUUGGGCCGGCAUGAUUGAUGCCCAAGCCGAUCAGGUCGUGGGCGAGGGCGAGGGCGACCAGCCCGACGAGGAGGAUGUCGAGCGGGCGCUGCGCGAAAUCGAAAAGUCGGUCGCCGUCUUGGACUCGGCCUGCGAGACGGGGUUGCGGCUGCUGACCGACGACGACCUCGGGGCGAGCAUCAAGACGUCGCGCGUCAGGGCCACCGGUGCGUACAAUGCCGCCUUUGGGUUCUGGAAAGACUGCGAUUCGCGCCGGAUCCCCGAGGCGAGGCAGCUGCUCGAGGCCAACAUGCAAACCAUCGCGGCGCUUGAGAAAAAGGCCAAUGCCGCAAAUUCUGCCAGAGACAAUGAUUUGUCCAGCAUUCCAUCAGAAGACGACACGCUUGGCUACAAACCCCUCAGCACCGCAAAGGCCGCUCGCAAAGGCGCUGCGAUUAUCGACGGGUCUGUGGUCCAGUCGCAAGUUCGGAGCGACAUGAAGGAGGCGCUUACCGAGCACCAAACUCUGGCCCAAUCAGUGACGAAGCUUGUCUGCCAGGGAACCCACCUCAAGCUGCUUCGCAACGAGCUGCGAGGACAAGAUUUGCUUGGCACAAUCUGCGAGCAGAGACUAAAGACCAUUGUCCGCAACCUCGAGAGGGGCAGAGCGGCAGCUACAUCCAUCAUUGAUGUUGUCAAAAAGAUCCUCGGCAAGCUCGAAUUCAUCGAUGCCAAGGAUGAGGGCGACUUUCCCGUCGAGGACCUGCUCGGCCUUUCCGCUCGUCUGAUCGUUCAUUUGAGGCACCAUAGCACCGAGGAGCGUUGGGCUCUUUCACAAGACCUUGUUACGUCGCUGAAGGGCCAGGGCAACGGCCAAGGCCAGGGGCUACCGUUGCCCUUGUCUGUCACAGAGAUCCUGAGCCAGAUAGAAAGUCCUCGGCCUAACAACGACAACCGGGGAACGCCGAAAGCUAUACCGAAUCGACCGGCCGAGGCGGAUCAAAAUCGCUGUGCGCCCCUGCCCUCGACGGAGCGACGAGCACCUGGGGGUCUCGAUGCCCUGGCCCCUAUGCCCUACCAAGAAGAACCAGCCACACCUCCACCGCCGCAGCUGCAGAUCAUGGGCGCUUCAUGGGCCGGCAAGGACGUAACGGCGACCCUGGCAAGCCGCGUCAAGGACAACAAGCUCGUCAUCAACAUGCACAACAUCCACACCAUCUUGGGCGAUCCGAUGCCUUACAAGUACAAGAUCCUGACGGGUCUAUACCGCUACGGCGACCGCGGCGAGGAGCGGCUGUUCAUCAUCAGCGAGCAGCUGCCGCUCUUCUCCUCGAGCGUCUUUGUCAUCUCGCCGCCCAAGGACAACCACCCCAGCAACCGCCUGUCGAUCCCCGUGGCUAACAACGUCUGGCAAGACCCGAGCGGCGGGUUCGAGAUCGUCGCGGUGACGUACGGUCCCCGGCACGUGCGGAACGAAGCGGUCCUGGCCGACUUUGCAGACUACUUUGCGGGGCGAAAGGGGCGGAUGGUGCCGGACAAUGGUUUCUUUAGGGGUGACCCGUGGCCUGGCCAAGACAAGACCUGGACCGUGUUUGUGAGGUUUGCUGGCAGUGGCAGGGGGAUCACCACUGUUGCUGGGUUGGAGGGGAGAGGCCUCGAGAAUCCGUGGGCAUCUUUGUAGGGAAUCGCUGGUAUUAUUAAUGAGAUUUGUUCUACGCCGUGAGUCGCUUUUAUGCUGGACUAGAACCAGACUAGUCUAGAACUAGAACUAAUCUCGGUCUAGGCCUCAGGCGUAUCCAAGUGCCAUGUGAUAUGGAGCGGGUAGGCUGGGGAAGAAGAUCCCCUCGACAUAUCAUCCCAUUAUCCACAUAAAUUCAAAUCCCUUCACAAUCAAUCUGUCCUUAUAAACAGAUUCAAGAUGCUCUGCGGCGAGUGCCUUGACUUUGCGCGAAAUCCUGCAAUUCUUAAUGCCCACUUUGGUUGUACGCUCAAAUCAAGCUGG
Pyricularia oryzae 70-15 is the source of this 2441-nucleotide messenger RNA. RefSeq lists its product as uncharacterized. Bases 237 to 2120 code for a protein of 627 amino acids. NCBI's taxonomy places the organism in Eukaryota, Fungi, Ascomycota, Sordariomycetes, Magnaporthales, Pyriculariaceae. The transcript has 2 exons. The record is from RefSeq and is a predicted model, not a curated record.